Messenger RNA from Xenopus tropicalis (tropical clawed frog), 1279 nucleotides. It is a transcript of the gene qtgal, whose product is annotated as queuosine-tRNA galactosyltransferase. Gene Ontology annotation, molecular function: catalytic activity. The record is from RefSeq and is a predicted model, not a curated record. The transcript has 8 exons. Bases 125 to 676 code for a protein of 183 amino acids. Lineage: Eukaryota; Metazoa; Chordata; Amphibia; Anura; Pipidae.
UAAACAGAUGUGUCGGCUGCGUGUGACAGGCACUAAUCCCUGCCCGUGGAACUGGCCCAUUCCCAGUCUGUGAGAACCUUUCCCACCUCCAAACGUCUUCACCUCCCAUGGACCCACCGUUAUCAUGCCCACGUGGUUCUGCUCCAGGGAAUGGUUCUGCCACGUUGGCCAGUUUGUGGAGGAUGGCAAGGGAUCCCCGGAGGACCUGCUGUUUUUCUAUGAGCACCUACGGAAAGGAGGCGGAGUAUAUAGAGUGGAUAGGUGCCUCCUGUUGUACCGCUACCAUGAGCACGCCGCAACGCACUCUGUGUCCGAGGAGACAAUCUGGGGGCACCGGGUGCGGUUCCUUGAGGAGAGGGUCCUCGCUCAUUGGCCGUCCUUCACCAUCUGGAAUGCUGGGAAACAGGGGCGGAAAUUGUACCGGAGUUUGACAGAGCGGAAUCAGAAGAAGGUCGGGGCAUUUUGUGACGUUGAUGCCAAUAAAAUCUCCAAGGGAUGUUACACAUACGAGGAAUCAAAGGAGAGACCCAAACCCAAGAUCCCAGUUAUCCACUUCCAGGACGCAAAGCCGCCAUUUGUCGUGUGUGUCAAAUUGGACCUGACCGGGGGUGGGUUUGAGCAGAACCUGAAGUCUCUGGAUCUGAAGGAAGGAGAAGACUUUUAUCACUUCAACUGAGCAGAGAGAAAACACGGAAGGGGGGGCACAUCGGGGGCGAGUGGGCGGCCAUAGCGACUCAGUGAUGUGUGCCCUCCCUCACUGGCACGCACACUCACCUACAUAAGGAGGCGCUUUAACCCUGUCCCUGCCGGACAACUCAAGGUGCGCCUUCUCUGGCUGCCUGUGCUUACUCACAGUGACUGGCACAGGGGGGGGAGCCAUGGGUGACUGGCACUGGGGGGAGGGGCCAUGGCACAAAGUGGGCAGAGAACAGAAAUCAGCAGGAACCCGGUUACGUUUCUGGAUACGUUUAAUGUUCAUUGCAGUUUAUAUACAUUUGGUACACGGAACCUUCCGGCGAGGGAGGCGCUGUUCUGCCCCCCGGUCCUGCACUCCCCUUCCCCAGUACAGCAGCAGGUAUUUCAGGUGGCACAGAUGUCCCUGCUGGCAGACUGCCCCCUGCUGGCCGGGCCACAGCGCUGCACCCCCCGUCAGUCACUGGGUGGAACGUUCCCGUUGUUCUGCGCUCAGGAAGGAGAAACCUGGAAACGAGAAGGGGCUCAGUGUGUUACUGUGGGUUUGUAUUUAUACAAUAAAGGCCGGGAUGGAAUUCCUGGGUAA